ACCUUUUUUGGUUACAAUGUUAUUCAUCAUUAUGAAAAGUGGUCAUGGAUUCCAAACUUGGCUGUUUUCCUUGUCAUUAUUGCCAGAUUCUCCAUGUCCGGUAACUUUACCAGUGAAGCAUUUGUUGGUGGUCCAACUACUGCCGGUAACGUCUUGAGUUUUGGUGGUACCAUUUUCGGUUUCGCUACCGGUUGGACUACCUAUGCUUCUGACUAUACCGUUUAUCAACCACGUAAUGCUAACUUGUACAAGAUUUUCUUUUCUAUUUUCUUUGGUUUAUGGUGUCCACUUUUGUUCACUUUGAUUCUUGGUGCUGGUUGUGCUACUGGUACUUUAACCAACCAAAGAUGGGCUGACUUGUACAAUGAAUACUCAGUUGGUGGUUUAGUUUACGCUAUUAUUGUUGAAGAUUCCUUACAUGGUUUCGGUCAAUUCUGUUGUGUCCUUCUUGCUUUGAGUACUGUUGCCAACAAUGUUCCAAACAUGUACUCCCUUGCCCUUUCCGUCCAAGCUUUCUGGAGUCCUUUAGCUAAGGUUCCAAGAGUUUGCUGGACUAUUUUAGGUAAUUGUGUUACUUUGGCUAUUUGUAUUCCUGCUUAUUAUUUGUUUGAAUCUGUUAUGGAAAAUUUCAUGAACUUGAUUGCUUAUUACCUUGCCAUUUAUGAAUCCUUAAUGUUGGCUGAACAUUUUGUUUGGAAUAAAGGUAAGUUUUCUGCUUACGAUUAUGAAAACUUCCAUGAUAAGAAGAGUUAUCCAAUUGGUAUAGCUGGUACUUUUGGAUUUUGUUGUGGUGUUGCCGGGGUUGUUUUAGGUAUGAAUCAAACUUGGUAUUCUGGUGUUAUUGCUAGACAAAUUGGUGAAUUCGGUGGUGAUAUUGCAUUUGAAUUAGGUUUCGCUUUUAGUUUUAUCGGAUUCAAUGCUGUAAGAUACUUUGAAAAGAAGUACUUCCGUUAG
Molecule: messenger RNA, 954 nt
Organism: Spathaspora passalidarum NRRL Y-27907
Lineage: Eukaryota; Fungi; Ascomycota; Pichiomycetes; Serinales; Debaryomycetaceae
Gene: FCY21
Product: purine-cytosine permease
Exons: 1
Biological process (GO): cytosine transport; transmembrane transport
Cellular component (GO): plasma membrane; fungal-type vacuole membrane
Molecular function (GO): nucleobase transmembrane transporter activity
Source: RefSeq, a predicted model, not a curated record